AUGUCCCUAAGUGCCAGCGUCAUGAAGUCCAACAAGGCUAAGUACAAGGUCCUGCACCUGGGUCGGGGCAAUCCCAAACAUGGAUACAGUCUGGGUGAUGAGUGGAUUGAGAGCAACUCUGAGGAGAAGGACUUGGGGGUAUCGGUGGAUGAAAAACCGAAUAUGAGCCGACAUUCCGUCACCUCCCAGCUCCCUGAUCCGACUGGGCUGGCUGUGGGGAUGGGAUUGGGGCAGGCACUGCUUGUGCUGUUGGCAGCCUACACGGUGAUGCCUGCGAAGGACCCGUUGCUGAACAUCUGUAUGGAUGCCAAACACCACAAAACCAAGCCUGGCCCAGAGGGGAUGCUGCAUGACCAGUGUGCUCCCUGGAAGGACAACGCCUGCUGCACAGCUAAUACCAGUUUAGAAGCCCACAAGGACCAAUCCAACCUGUACAACUUCAACUGGAACCAUUGUGGGCUGAUGCCACCCAAGUGCAAGAGCCACUUCAUCCAGGACACAUGUUUGUAUGAGUGCUCACCCAACUUGGGGCCCUGGAUUGACCAGGCUGACAGCAGCUGGCGUCGGGAGAGGAUUCUUCAUGUGCCACUCUGCAAAGAGGACUGUGAGGCGUGGUGGGAGGAUUGCAAGGACUAUGUCACGUGCAAAGAGAACUGGCACAAGGGUUGGAACUGGGCAACAGGAACGAACCGCUGUCCUUGGGGCUCCAUGUGCAGACCCUUCAGCCAUGUCUUCCCCCAGCCAAAAGACCUGUGUGAGAAAAUCUGGUCCAACUCCUACAAAUACACCACAGAGCACCGGGGUAGUGGACGCUGCAUCCAGAUGUGGUUUGACCCUGCCCAGGGAAACCCAAAUGUGGUUGUGGCGAAGUACUAUGCUUGGAAAAAGAGAUCCUCGAGAUCUGGGCAAAUUGGUCUGCAGCUACAAUUAGUUCCUCUCUCCCUCUGUCCCUUGAUUCUUGCUGGAAGAGGAUCAUGUUGCUAA
Aptenodytes forsteri (emperor penguin) is the source of this 984-nucleotide messenger RNA. RefSeq names its product folate receptor gamma. Gene Ontology annotation, molecular function: signaling receptor activity. Lineage: Eukaryota; Metazoa; Chordata; Aves; Sphenisciformes; Spheniscidae. The record is from RefSeq and is a predicted model, not a curated record. Gene Ontology annotation, cellular component: external side of plasma membrane. The transcript has 6 exons. The coding region runs from base 1 to 984 and encodes 327 amino acids.